ACCCAUUAGCUGUUUGCGACCCACCUAUGCAUGAAAAAGAAGAAGAAAAGGAAGCGAAGGAGGAAGAAGUAGAGGUGAAAGCUUUAGUCUCUGAGGUAGAUGUGAAUUUUCCGAAAUGUAAUACAUGUAGUAUAGCGACUAAUUAGUAGGUAUUUUCACAGAGCAACACAGUAAAACACCAAGUGAAUGAAAACACAGCAUUUAAGAUAAUACAUGUAUCCUCAGUGAGAGCGACCCGUCAUAGACUGGAAAUUUUGCUGUUCUGGUCAUUAUCAGCUAUUGGAAGGAACACUCAUGGGGGACAAUGAGCACCAGUCUUGCCAAAUGGGCGCACAAGACACUAUGUCCUUCCUGUAAGGAACCAACCGCAGAAUGUCCAGACCCAAUACCAGCGACUGCAACAUCUGUUCAGGUGUGUUUAUUUCAUGGAUUGGAAGAAUGGGUGGGCCUUGAUCAGCUGGAGGACUACCUGAGUUUUCUGGCAUACCUGUUCUGGGUCUUCACUCCUCUUGUUGUUGUUUUCCUGGUGCCCUUCCUGAUUGUUAUCCUUCUUUACCUCUCAAUACUCUUUCUUCAUGUUUAUAAGAGGAAGAAUCAGCUAAAGGAGGCUUACAGCAACAACUUGUGGGAUGGAGCCAGAAAAACCUUGGCAACCCUAUGGGAUGGGCAUGGAGCCAUAUGGCAUGGUUAUGAGAUCCAUGGAAUGGAGAAGAUCCCCGACAGAGGACCAGCUCUCAUUGUGUACUAUCAUGGAGCUAUACCAAUUGACUACUAUUACUUCCUGGCCAAUGUUAUAAUUCAGAAAGGACGUACCUGCCAUUCUGUAGCUGAUCACUUCCUCUUCAAGAUUCCUGGUUUCAAGUUGCUGUUAGAAGUCUUCUCAGUAAUCCAUGGUCCUCAGGAGGAGUGUGUCCGGGCUCUGAGGAACGGUCACCUGCUUGGUAUUUCUCCAGGAGGAGUGCGAGAAGCUCUGUUUAGUGAUGAGACCUACCUUCUUUUUUGGGGCAAACGCAACGGCUUUGCACAGGUUGCCAUUGACUCUCAAGUGCCAAUAAUUCCAAUGUUUACUCAGAAUCUACGGGAGGGUUUCAGAUCUCUCGGCACACUAAGAUUAUUUCAUUGGCUGUAUGAAAGAUUUCGUCUUCCAGUAGCUCCAGUCUAUGGGGGAUUUCCUGUAAAAUUUCGAACCUUCCUUGGGGAUCCUAUUCCAUAUGACCCAAACAUCAGUGCUGCUGAACUAGCAGAAAGGGUGCAGCACGCAGUGCAGUCUUUGAUAGACAAACACCAGCAGAUUCCUGGAAGCAUUUUGAGGGCAUUGUUGGAGAGAUUCUACACUAAACACAAAGACUAGCAACACCAGAAUUAAAAAUGACCAUUCAAUCUAUGACCAAAUUUGCCUGUAAUAUUGAAUUAGUCUCAUUUAGAAAAUCACUGGUUGCCUUAGAUAUUGGAGUAUUUGCAGAUUUCUUUGAGUCCCUCCAGAGAUGACUGAUUGCAAACUGUGUGCACACUGCUCUACUGGCUGUCUGUUUUAUGUGAUUAGCUGAUUCCCAUAAGUAACAUUUCACUUUACAAAACCUUUACUUCUAGUAGGAUGGAAAAACUGGGUAUAGUUUGAUUAAAUAUGGUAAUACUUGAAAGAAAAUGGGAUGUGUAUUCUUGAAUACUACAUGCAUCAGCAUGAAAUGUCUGUAUUCAUAGUAAUUUUUUUACGGUAACAGAAUUCUGUGAGAAUAACAUCCAUGCAUCACACAUUAGAGCAAUUCUACCUGUUGUGGCCCCAUUACUUAGUGUUGAUCUUACUGUAGUGAGUGUGGAUUGAUGUUUCAGGGAAAUUAUGUUAAAUCCAUGGACCACUCCAUACCUCAAAAGCCCUGAUCUGAAGAACAAUGGACUUUUCCCUUUCUGAGGUAGUUGAAACUUUGAUGUCGCUUAUUUGACGGGAUUCCGGUUUAUGGUGGCAGGAAAGAUCAGCUGUUUUGUAUAUAUUUAUGUUGAGGUUGGGGAAAGGUCUUAAAAAAACAAGUUCACGUGAAGGCAAAUUAAAACAGAUGUACAAAAUAUCAAUAGAAUGUUAAAUCUGUUGUUCCUGGUGUUGGUGAAGUGUGUGUGUGUGUUAUGCUUGGUUGUAUUUACAUUUACGCUAUACAGGAUGGUGUUUGAAGGUACAUGAUGAUCAUCUGUCACUUUUAUUUAGCCAUGGUGCUGUCCUAUUCCAGCCGACUGAACAGACUCCCAUCACUUUGAGUGGUCAGUAUGACUGGAAAAGCACCAUAUAAGUUCAGUCCAUUUACCAUCAAGACAAUUUCUAAUGUCACUUUUAAUUGGCUGACCUUAAGCUUGAAUGCCCAGCAUACACUGUGCGAUUGUAAGCUCUUGCAGACGAAAGAUGACUGUAGAAAAGUCAUGGAGAAAUCUUUGGUCGUGGCUCUAAAUCUGUGGUCUUACCUUGCACAGUGAGGCAGGUUCUAGGAUGGCUGUUUUUAACGUCUUGCAACCAAAGAUAAACUGCAUCAAUAUCUGGCUGUGUCAGAUAUUUAGAAAGAAUAUUUCGCUGUGUGAUAGGCGCUACAACCUGUGCCUAAUCCACAGCUACCCUAAAUUCAAUAUGAGAGUCUCCACAGGUUAUGAAUUGUGCUGCCCCCAAAUAAAGAAAAAAAAAAGCUGAAUACGUUUUGGAUUUCUGAUUCAAAUCCUGUCAAGGGUUAUUUAUCCUGUUUGCUCCGAUCAGACAAGUUUGUCUGAGCAAACACACGGCCACAUGGAGCAUCAAGGGCUAUGAACAGGUGCAUCUUCAUCAGCUGUGUGCCUGUUGGAUCGCAUGCCAGGGACAAACCGGUGAUAGCUUUCAUUAUUUUUCUCUCAUUUUGGCAGCCUAGGUUCAUGACUGAUAAAUAAUUUGGGCCCAUUUUCUCUUCCUGUUGGAUUUUUUUAUGCACCUGCAGCAGACUUUGAUGCAAAGAGAACUCUUUAGUUUAUUAUUGGACUGUUUUUAUUAAACUUAUAUGAUUGUGGUUUUUGUUUCGACUGGAUUUGGGAUUUAAGCGAAGCGCAUGCGGCCAAAUAGCUUAUUUCUCUUCUCUUCUCUUUAUAUUAAAGCCAGCCCGUGAUGAAGUUGGUUAUUGUUGUAUGUUGUGAGCAAUUUAGUAAUAGGUGAUAGUACAAUGUGCACACAUUAAACUUGAUGUCAUGAUCUUUAACGAUUAUUAAAUCCACGUCGCUUAGUGUGUCAUGGAAUAAUCUUAUAAUUAAGAAGGCCAUAGGGGGAAGUUCCUAUUCUCAUCAUUAGGGUUAUGAAAACAGCACAGAUUGUUCCAAAACUUAACCUGUUUUACAGACAUGAUAAACUAAGUCACUUAUUUUUUUAUACCUUUAGCUGCUGUAUUGUCUUUUGAGAGUUCACUUCAUCUUAUUUUUACAUGGUUUAUAGUGUUGUUUGAAACAAUAUUACAGACAUUCCUUUCAAAAAUACCUAUGGUAUAUAUGGUAAAUUUCUGUUUUAAUAUUGUUAAGGAUUAUGGGCUCACAGAGGCUGAACUUGCAAAAGCAGUUCAUUUGGGAGACAACAGAUAAGCCACAGACGCCAAGGACUUCACAGAUGUGGCAUGCAUAAACAAAUGGACAGUUAUCUCAGGGCAGAACGGACACUUGGAUAUCCCUGGAGCCAGGUUCUUUCACAGUCUAACAGUGAGAUGUUUCCCAAAGACGACGUGGGAAGAAUUAAUCAGUCCUGGAGCAGGUCUUUGCUGAUCCAUAUAAACUGACGUAAGUGAGAGUUUUGCCACUCUCGAUUCUGGGUCUUAACCUGUCCGCAUUUGUCCUCUUAGAUUAAAUGUGUUAAAGUAUAGUUUGUGUUUCAAGAGUGAUUUUAUUGCUAAAAGAGUCUACAAUAGGGAAGACCCCGUUUUUGGGGAGCCUGGGGGGGGGGACAGAAACAGUGUAUUGUUAAUUCUAACAAUAUUCUGUUAUAAACCAAAUUUUAACAAACGAUGUUUUUGCGUUUGUUAUGGUCACUGACCUCUAGGGGCUCUCCUCAUGAGAGAGCUCUUCCUCCUCCAUUUCAGGUCCACCCAGCCACAGCUAAGAUGGGCUACACCUCAUCUUCCUGCAUAAUGAGGGUCAUCCCUAAGUGCCAGGCGCUUUUUGAUCUGCAGUGAUCUUGCAUGGAAAUGUAGUGGUCUGUAGAGCUGUGCUGUUUGUGUUUUCUAUGUGAGUUUGUGUAUAAAUUAAAAAGCAUGUGUAUUUUC
Fundulus heteroclitus (mummichog) is the source of this 4247-nucleotide messenger RNA. It is a transcript of the gene tmem68, whose product is annotated as transmembrane protein 68. Gene Ontology annotation, cellular component: membrane. The transcript has 11 exons. Lineage: Eukaryota; Metazoa; Chordata; Actinopteri; Cyprinodontiformes; Fundulidae. The record is from RefSeq and is a predicted model, not a curated record. The coding region runs from base 305 to 1351 and encodes 348 amino acids. Gene Ontology annotation, molecular function: acyltransferase activity.